This is a messenger RNA of Diuraphis noxia (Russian wheat aphid), 1427 nucleotides long. It is a transcript of the gene TrpRS-m, whose product is annotated as Tryptophanyl-tRNA synthetase, mitochondrial. Gene Ontology annotation, cellular component: mitochondrion; mitochondrial matrix. The record is from RefSeq and is a predicted model, not a curated record. Gene Ontology annotation, biological process: mitochondrial tryptophanyl-tRNA aminoacylation. Lineage: Eukaryota; Metazoa; Arthropoda; Insecta; Hemiptera; Aphididae. Gene Ontology annotation, molecular function: ATP binding; tryptophan-tRNA ligase activity.
UUGAUCUAUUAUUAUACGGUUUAAAUCUUAAUAUUUAAUUAUAAAUAAUAAUAUGACCUUAAGGGGUUUAAUGUCUCCAGUCUUGAUUAUUAUAGUAAUUAGUUAAUAAUUAUAACUUGUAUUUCUUAAUGCUCAUUUUAUACUUAUAAAUACUUGUUAGCAGUUAUAACUUGGAUCUUGUCUUUUUAUGAUUUUUCAAAUUUGUAUUGUAUUCAUAAUUAUGUUAAAUUAAUUGACAAUUAUUAGGAAGUUUAGUAUUGAUUUAAGUAUUUGGUUGAAGUAUAUAAUCUUUAUUGCACGUAUUCCUUAAAUAAAUAUUUAAACAUGAUUUUUAAGAAGAUUUCUCUUUCUUGUCAUACACUCGUACGUUCUUGCCAUUCAAAUGUUAAAUGGAAAGAGAGAGUAUUUUCUGGUAUUCAGCCAACAGGAACCUUGCAUUUAGGUAAUUACUUUGGUGCUGUAUCCAAGUGGGUUCAACUACAAAAUGAAAAUAGAGAAGUCAUAUUCAGCAUUGUUGACAUGCACUCCAUUACUUUGCCAUAUAAUACAAAAGCAUUAGAAAAAAAUGUCUUCCUCAUGACAGCUAGUCUAAUUGCAUGUGGAAUUGAUCCUGUUAAAAGCACUUUGUUUCUGCAAUCUCAGGUACCUGGACAUACCCAAUUAAGUUGGGUUCUUGGAUGUUUAACUACAAUGCCUAGAUUGGGCCAGUUACCUCAAUUUAAAGAAAAAUCUUCAACUUUGAAAGAUGUUCCUCUUGGUUUGUACUUAUAUCCAGUUUUACAAGCUGCAGACAUACUUUUAUAUAAAGCAACUAAAGUACCAGUUGGUGAAGAUCAAAUUCAACACUUGCAAUUGGCUCAUGGUUUAGCUCGAACAUUCAACAAACGCUUUGGUGACACAUUUCCUGUACCUGAAGUUCUUAUUCAACAAAAUUGCUCUUCGAGGAUAAGAAAUCUUCGUGACCCUAUGAAAAAAAUGUCUAAGUCUCAUCCAGAUCCUCGUGGAAGAAUAGAAAUUACGGAUGAACCAGAUGUCAUCGUAGAAAAAGUGAAAAAAUCUGUUACAGAUUGUAAAUCUGAAAUAACAUAUGAUCCUGAUAAUAGACCAGGUGUUUCAACGCUUUUAACCAUGCAUUCACUUGUUAGUGGACUAUUGCCAGAAGAAAUUUGUGAAGAAAAUUCACUCUUAGACACUGGACGGUAUAAACAUAUAGUAGCAGAAGCAUUAGUUGAAAAAUUUACACCUAUUCGUCAGGAGAUUUUAAAACUGAUGGAUUCACCAGAAUAUUUGAGUAAAGUACUACAAGAAGGACAGCAGAAAGCAAAUUUAAUUGCUUUAGAAACAUGGCAAGAAGUAGUUUCUAAAAUUGGUUCAAUACCAAGCAAUAAGAUUUUAAAUCAUAAAUAAAAAACUAGUUAAUAUUUUAA